Molecule: messenger RNA, 1470 nt
Organism: Drosophila pseudoobscura
Lineage: Eukaryota; Metazoa; Arthropoda; Insecta; Diptera; Drosophilidae
Gene: ics
Product: ras suppressor protein 1
Exons: 4
Coding region: 446-1294 (282 amino acids)
Molecular function (GO): protein binding
Source: RefSeq, a predicted model, not a curated record
CGGUCGCAGCACGAAAGGUGACGCAUGCCGCACGACGCGACGUACAACUCAUUCUGCAUCUUGGCUAUUUUUGUGAUUAGAUUUCUAGAACAGCACGCUGUGAAGCACAUUAGAAUAAAGCCACUGCCGCAGUCUGCAAUAGGGAAAACCAUAUAAUCAUACAUAUUUGAGCAAAAGUGAAUGCAAGUGAAAGCUAUAUUUUGUGCAUAAACACACACAUUUUCAUAAAAAACUAGGUCAAGUGCAUUUAUGUGUACAAAAGUGACCUAAAUAAUAGUGAAAUUUGUAUCAAAGUGAUGGAAAACUGCUGAAAACUGACAGCAGGAAAACAUAUGCAAACGAAAAUUGCAGUUACCAGAGCUGCGAGACCACUUCCGUGUAAACAACUGGCGAGCCAUUGGUCUGGCAUCUCUUCUGAAAACAGAACAGCUGGAGCAACAACAAAAUGAGUCAAUGUCUACCAGUAAACGCGAAGAUGUCGAAAGCGAAGAAAGUUUUGGAUGAGGCCCGGGAAACGCAAAACCGGGAACUGGAUCUGGUUGAGAAGGGUCUCACCUCCUUCGAGGAGCUGCCUGGACUGUUCAACAUGUCCAAUAUCACCCGACUCACGCUGUCGCACAAUAAAAUCAGUGUCAUCAAUCCGGGAAUCGCAAAUCUGCUGAAUUUGGAGAUCCUGAACCUCUCUAACAACCAGCUAGCCGAGCUCCCGGUUUCGCUAUCGUCCAUGCCAAAGCUGCGCAUCCUGAAUGUGUCCAUUAAUCGACUGGUGAACCUACCGCGUGGCUUCGGCGCCUUUCCCGUGCUGGAGGUCCUCGAUUUGUCGUACAACAAUCUUAGCGAGCAAGUGCUGCCCGGCAACUUCUUUGGCAUGGAGACGCUGCGCGCCCUGUAUCUGGGCGACAACGACUUUGAGUAUAUACCCAAGGAGCUGGGCCAACUGAAGAAUCUGCAGAUACUUGGCUUGCGGGACAACGACCUUUUGGAGCUGCCGCGGGAGAUUGGGGAGUUGGCGCGUCUGCGGGAGCUGCAUAUCCAAAACAACAGGUUGCAGGUCCUUCCGCCCGAGGUGGCUCAGCUGGAUCUGUUGAGCAACAAGUCGGUGAUGAAAAUGGAGGAGAAUCCCUGGGUGAAUCCGAUUGCCGAGCAGUAUCUUUUGGGCAUCAGUCACGUGAUUGAUUACCUCAAAACAGAGACCUACAAAAUCAUCUACAAUCGCCACAUGCAGGCCGGACGCAGCGGACCACCUCCACCGAAGGCGGACAAGAGCAAGAAGGCCUCUCGAAUACGCGCAUAGUUGCUGCAGCCCCAAAUGGCUUCGGCCAGCAGAGUCCUCUAACUAAAUUGUGUUCGUCUCUUUCGUCGUUAACCAAAACCGUUCUUUGUAUACUAAUUUUUAAGUAUUUGUAACCUAUUGACCUACAGUGCCUUCAACAUUUUGCUAACUAAUAUUAAAAAUGAUUUAAAAAUGUA